UAGACAGAGCCAGAGCGCGUACCCGCAGCUCCUGCGCGCACACGCACACACAUAUGGUGCUAGUUGAGCUCGCAGCACCGGAGGCAGCAGAGGAAGAAGCCGCGCGCGUGCCUACAAGGUCCGCGGAGAAAAGGUUUUAUGUCCCAAUUAGACUAAACUGGGACCAGAAGUGAGAGUUAAAGAAAGGAGAAAGCAGCCCAGAGGAGCAAAGGGGGAUCUGAGGAGCUGAGGAGCCUGGAGGGUCUCCUUAUCGUGGAUACAUCUGCUGAAUUCUUCUUCCAGUAAGGCAGUUUGGAGCAAGGAGCUGUGGCUGAUCUACAGCAAUGCACCGUUUAAGGACUACAGUUGCAAGGCUCCGGCCUUUAACAGCUGCACAGACGGCCCAGAGUCUGUCGCAGACCAGGCUGACAGUGCUCGAUGGCGGCAUAAGGACGUUUCAGCCUGCAAGGCGCCUGAAUGCGUCUGUGGCUGCUGAGCCCUUCCUGAAUGGAACCAGCUCAAACUAUGUUGAAGAGAUGUACUACGCAUGGCUUGAAAAUCCAAAGAAUGUGCACAAGUCCUGGGAUAUAUUUUUUCGCAAUGCUAACGCCGGGGCUCCACCUGGUUUGGCCUACCAGAGCCCUCCACCACUCAGUGGACUUUCUAAGGAACACACCAGUGUCCAGGCACUGGUGGGGGUUCAGCCUAAUGUGGAGAAGCUGGUGAAGGAUCACCUAGCAGUGCAGUCGCUGAUUCGAGCCUACCAGGUUCGAGGCCAUCACAUAGCGAAGUUGGACCCCCUGGGUAUCAGCUGUGUAGACUUCGAUGAUGCCCCUUGCACCAUUGGUUUCCAGAAUGUUGGUUUGUAUGGACUGGCUGACAGCGACCUGGACAAGGUGUUCCGGCUUCCCACCACCACCUUCAUUGGAGGCAAUGAGACUGCGUUGCCGCUCAGAGAAAUUAUUCGCCGCCUUGAGACGGCCUACUGUCAGCAUAUCGGGGUAGAGUUCAUGUUCAUUAAUGACGUGGAGCAGUGCAGGUGGAUCAGACAGAAGUUUGAAACACCAGGAAUCAUGCAGUUCAACUCGGAAGAGAAAAGGACUCUUCUGGGCAGAAUGAUCCGAUCCACCAGGUUUGAGGAAUUUCUGCAGAGGAAAUGGUCCUCUGAGAAACGAUUUGGCCUGGAAGGCUGUGAGUCACUCAUCCCGGCCCUCAAGGCCAUCAUCGACAAGUCCAGCCAGAGCGGAGUGGAGAGCGUGAUCAUGGGAAUGCCUCACAGGGGCAGGCUGAAUGUGCUUGCUAAUGUAAUCCGCAAAGAUCUGGACCAGAUUUUCUGCCAGUUUGACUCCAAGUUGGAGGCUGCAGACGAAGGUUCUGGUGAUGUGAAGUAUCACCUGGGAAUGUAUCACAGGAGGAUGAACAGGGUCAGUGACAGGCACAUCACAAUGUCACUCAUGGCAAACCCAUCCCACCUGGAGGCUGUGGACCCAGUGGUGCAGGGGAAGACCAAAGCUGAGCAGUUCUACUCUGGAGACACUGAUGGCAAGAGGGUAAUGUCCAUUCUGCUUCAUGGUGAUGCUGCGUUUGCAGGCCAGGGUAUUGUGUACGAGACAUUCCACCUGUCAGACCUGCCGUCCUACACCACCCAUGGCACCAUACACGUGGUGGUAAACAACCAGAUUGGUUUCACCACAGAUCCCAGGAUGGCACGUUCAUCUCCCUACCCUACAGACGUAGCUCGGGUGGUCAACGCCCCCAUCUUUCACGUUAACUCUGAUGACCCAGAGGCUGUGAUGUAUGUGUGCAACGUAGCAGCCGAGUGGAGAAACACAUUCCACAAAGAUGUCGUCGUAGACCUGGUGUGUUACAGACGUAACGGCCAUAAUGAGAUGGACGAGCCCAUGUUCACCCAGCCACUGAUGUACAAGCAGAUCAAGAGGCAGAAAGGGGUCCUGCAGAAGUUUGCUGAGAAACUCAUAGCUGAAGGGGUGGUCACAGCACAAGAUUAUGAGGAGGAAGUUGCGAGCUAUGAUAAAAUCUGUGAAGAUGCAUACGCUCGUUCCAAAGAUGAGAAGAUUCUCCACACCAAGCACUGGCUAGACUCCCCCUGGCCUGGUUUUUUCACCCUGGAGGGUCAGCCUAAAACUAUGACCUGCCCUUCCACCGGCAUCAGCGAAGACGAGCUCAACCACAUUGGAAACAUCGCAGCUUCUGUCCCAGAGGAAAACUUCACCAUACAUGGAGGGUUAAGCCGUAUCCUGAAGGGACGUGCAAACAUGGUGACCCAGCGGGUCUGUGACUGGGCUCUCGGGGAGUAUAUGGCCUUCGGCUCUCUGCUCAAAGAAGGGAUCCAUGUACGUCUCAGUGGGCAGGAUGUGGAGAGGGGCACAUUCAGCCAUCGACACCAUGUUCUUCAUGACCAGAAUGUUGAUAAGAAAAUCUGCAUCCCAAUGAACUACAUCUCACCGGAUCAGGCUCCUUAUACCGUCUGCAACAGCAGUCUCUCUGAGUAUGGAGUUCUAGGUUUUGAGCUAGGCUUUGCCAUGGCCAGUCCCAGUGCUCUGGUUCUGUGGGAGGCCCAGUUUGGGGACUUUCACAACACAGCUCAGUGCAUCAUUGAUCAGUUUAUCAGCCCAGGACAAGCCAAGUGGGUCAGACAGAACGGCAUUGUGCUGCUGCUUCCUCAUGGCAUGGAAGGGAUGGGUCCAGAACAUUCGUCCGCCCGUCCUGAAAGGUUUCUACAGAUGUGCAAUGAUGACCAAGAUAUUUUCCCCAUACUGUCAGAAGACUUUGCAGUGAAUCAACUUCACGAUUGUAACUGGAUUGUGGUCAACUGUUCUACUCCUGCAAACUACUUCCACGUUCUCCGCAGACAGAUCCUGCUUCCUUUCAGGAAGCCUCUGGUGGUGUUCACUCCAAAGUCCCUGUUGCGCCAUCCUGAAGCCAAGUCCAGCUUUGAUGACAUGCUGCCAGGCACCCAUUUCAAGCGCCUCAUCCCAGAUGAUGGACCUGCAGCCAUCAGCCCAGAGAAGGUGAAGAGAGUCAUUUUCUGCACUGGCAAGAUUUACUAUGAACUGAUCCGGGAUCGCAAGAACAGAGGCAUGGAUGAUGCUGUAGCUAUUGUCCGCAUUGAACAGCUAUCGCCGUUUCCAUUUGAUCUUGUAAAGGUAGAGACCGAUCGCUACCUGAAUGCUGAUUUGGUCUGGUGUCAGGAAGAGCAUAAGAAUCAGGGUUACUAUGACUACCUCAAGCCUCGCAUCAGUACCACCGUCAGCAGUGCUCGUCCUGUCUGGUACGCCGGUCGGGAACCUGCAGCUGCUCCAGCUACUGGCAACAAGCAGACUCACCUCACAGAGCUGCAGCGUUUGCUGGAUACAGCAUUCGAUCUGGAUGCUUUCUCAGGGAAAGUCUAACAUCUCAUCUGCAUACCCUUCCCCACAUGGACUGGACCUGCUCACAGGAUUUCUGGACCCAGAAACGGGAUUUACUGUGUGAUAAUGUUUUGCACAAAUCUUCAGAUAAAAGGUGCCAAAUAACUUUUGACACUGUUACCAUGAAGACCUCAUGUUCAGAAUAAUGAGCACUAUUUAAUUUCAUGUUCUACAAAAUCAUCGCAAGUUUAAUCUAUUUUUAUUAAACUGAGAAUACUCCACCUGUUUUGCUCUUACUUCAACCAAUAAAAUGGGCUAGUACAUCAAUUAUCACAUAGGGAUUAAUCAGGACAUUAAGGGAAGAGGUUUGUCAUUAGCUAAUGUAAGUCAAGCAGCUAGCGUAGCUUAGCACAAACAAUUUAAAUGUGUGAAAACAGCUUCUGCAUCAACAUGAUUAGUCAUGAUUUGACAGGGAACUGGAGACAUAUUAGAGCUUUAAUUAAUACUCACAGCAGUGUCUCCGAACUGUAGUUGCAGGGAAACCAUAUGAGAACACAUCUAUUAAAAAACACAGCGUAAGAAUAAGAUUGAGACAAGCUAGCUGCAUGAUUUCAGAUCAUAGUAAAGAUCAGCAGGGUAAAUGAAGCAAAAUUCUGGAGAAUAAAAGUCUUUGAACCUAUAGGUUCAACAGGUUUCUGCACUUUUUUCUUAUUUAAACAGGGAAUUUUUUAUUUGCGUGUUUUAGAGGGAAGUCAGCUACCUCAGACUUCAUAUGCAUAUAUUUUCUGUUAAUUCUUAAAUCUUAUUGUCUUGUUCAUUCAGCUUAUUAAUACAUCACUAUCGAUGUCCAUUUGUGCCAAAUAUAGGUUACUUGAAAUUAGUUGAAUUUUAAUAAAAAAUAAAUAAAUUUGCCAGCAGUGGCAGAAACCUUUACAAACACACAAAGGCUGAACUGGAGCUGAAUAAUGUAUUUAUUUUCAUAUGGUAAAGCAUGUUUUAUUGUUUUAAACAAAUAAAGGUUGCUGAACACAGCUAUUGACGAAACC
This is a messenger RNA of Melanotaenia boesemani (Boeseman's rainbowfish), 4396 nucleotides long. RefSeq names its product oxoglutarate dehydrogenase b (gene ogdhb). Lineage: Eukaryota; Metazoa; Chordata; Actinopteri; Atheriniformes; Melanotaeniidae. Gene Ontology annotation, biological process: tricarboxylic acid cycle. The coding region runs from base 324 to 3392 and encodes 1022 amino acids. The record is from RefSeq and is a predicted model, not a curated record. Gene Ontology annotation, molecular function: thiamine pyrophosphate binding; oxoglutarate dehydrogenase (succinyl-transferring) activity. Gene Ontology annotation, cellular component: oxoglutarate dehydrogenase complex; mitochondrion. The transcript is spliced from 23 exons.